UUCUGGCCGCUCCACCCGCUGUCAUGCUCGGCCGCUCUCAGUGGCUACCCGGCUGGGCCGGCCCGACGGCCGUGCUGCUCGUGGCUCUGUUGCCCGUAGUAGCGCAGGCCUUCGCGAGCUCGUGGCGGCUCCUGGACGCGGCGCCCUCCAGCCCCGGGGUCCAGCAGGCCGCCCGCGCGGCGCUGCACUACUUCAACUACCGCGCAGCCUCGCCCAGCACCCUCCAGGUCCUCCAACAAGUGAACCGUGCCUCCGCCUGGAUCAACGCAGAAAAGGGCCGCAGAUUCGACCUGGUGUUCACCACCGCGAGCUACCGCCCAGAGUCCAAAGAGAAGCAUUCAGGCAUAUGUUCCGCUCUAGUGAUCUUCAGGAAUCAUCAGCCCAAACCCACUGUCAACAUAACCUGCACUCGACUCCUGGAAGACAAGGAGAAAGAGCAGGAGGAUUACCAGCUCUAUAAACAAAUGAAGGAGCUGAAAAAGCCGGAUGAAGAGGUCAGAAUACCAGACAGCCUGGGCCACGUGGAGCCCUCUCUGCAGCCCCUGUGGAACUUGGCCGUCAUCGGCAGCUCGUACGUGAUGUGGGAGAAGACCUCGCAGGCAUCCUAUUAUUAUAUGACCCAGAUCAGCGGGGUGAAGCAGUGGGUCACGCGAGGUGAUUUUAUCAGUUUCAACUACACGGCCCUCCUCCAUCAGUUCUCAACCCAGGACAUUAUUCCCUGCCAGAUUCAUCUGAUCUGGUAUCCUGGCAAACCCCUGAAAGUCCGGUAUCGCUGUCAAGACCCUGAGACACAACCGGAAGGUUCUGGGAACGACCAAGGCUCGGCGGAGACUCCUACCGAGAUCCCGAGUAACUUCUGAAGGAUGCAGCGCCGACCUCUGACACUCGAGCCGAUGACCACACUCAAAGGCUUCAGCCGCUGCUGACUAGUCAUCUGUAGGCACGUAGUCCGAGCCCAGAGACGCCCAUCAUCUUCUUUUGUUACUCAUUUCUUGGAGCACAUGCUGAUCCCGCUAACUCGUGAGGGCACUCAACUCCACUCGAGACACUUUGGGGCCACCCGAAGGCCCUAAAAUGUGACAUAUGAGGCCGGAAUGAAUUAACAGCUCUGAAAGAGUCUGCUCUUCAGGCUGAAUUUGCUAUUCUCCCAAGCUUGUAUCUAAUAUUCCUUUGAGAACAGUAGCUGAUUAUCUUGUACCGCUCCAAUCUCAGAGUGUCCAUGCUAGUAGCUGAAGAUAAUAUAGUACAAUAAAAGCAAAAAGAAAGGGAAAUGUUGUGCUGGCUUAGGACGAAAUUUGUGCUUUUUAAGGUUUCCAGCAGGACAACUUCUACAUUCGCCUGAGAAUCAAUGCUGAAAUAAACACGGUUACGUUUCAAAA
Molecule: messenger RNA, 1379 nt
Organism: Gracilinanus agilis (Agile Gracile Mouse Opossum)
Lineage: Eukaryota; Metazoa; Chordata; Mammalia; Didelphimorphia; Didelphidae
Gene: RARRES1
Product: retinoic acid receptor responder 1
Exons: 6
Coding region: 24-860 (278 amino acids)
Molecular function (GO): metalloendopeptidase inhibitor activity
Source: RefSeq, a predicted model, not a curated record